Messenger RNA from Anguilla rostrata (American eel), 3349 nucleotides. RefSeq names its product tRNA selenocysteine 1-associated protein 1-like. Gene Ontology annotation, molecular function: tRNA binding. The transcript has 9 exons. Gene Ontology annotation, cellular component: nucleus. Gene Ontology annotation, biological process: selenocysteine incorporation. Lineage: Eukaryota; Metazoa; Chordata; Actinopteri; Anguilliformes; Anguillidae. The record is from RefSeq and is a predicted model, not a curated record. Bases 185 to 1117 code for a protein of 310 amino acids.
GCGCGUCGCUGUUUACAAUUAACCCAAGCAUGUUCCGACUAAGAAGUUGCAAAGAAACCGAAGAGAAACACGCUCUGAGAGAAGACGCUGUGGUAGUUAGAAGAUAAUACGAAAGUUUCACAUUUGUCUUAUCAUCUUUGUAAAAAGCACGCAUUUUGGCACGUGGACCGAACGCGAAGCAAAAAUGAGUAGUCUCUGGAUGGGAAAUCUAGAGCCUUAUAUGGAUGAGAGCUUUAUUUCACGGGCCUUCGCCACCAUGGGUGAGCUGGUGACGGGAGUGAGGAUCAUUCGCAACAAGCUGACGGGGGGCGCUGCUGGGUACUGCUUCGUCGAGCUGCCCAACGAGGCGACAGCAGAGCGGUGCCUCCGAAAAAUCAACGGCAAACUUCUCCCAGGGGCAACGCCGCCCAAGAGGUUCAAGUUGAAUCGGGCCACUUACGGGAGACAAGGAGAGAGCCAGUGCUUCUCCCUGUUUGUCGGGGAUCUGACUCCGGAGGUGGAUGAUGGGAUGCUGUACGAGUUCUUCUACAACCUCUUCCCGACCUGCCGUGGGGCGAAGGUGGUGCUGGACAGCAUGGGCAACUCCAAGGGCUGCGGGUUUGUGCAGUUCCCAGAUCAGAGGGAGCAGAAACGAGCGCUGGAGGAGUGCCAGGGGGCCAAGGGCCUGGGGGGCAAAUCGCUACGCCUGAGUCUGGCAGCCAACAAAAUGAACAGAAACGGCUCAUCAGAAGAGAGGCAUUCCCAGAGCCACUCUUACACCUACAGCCAAAACCAGUACCACCAGCAGCACCCCACUUACUACUCAAACUGGGGCUACGAUCAGAGCUACACCUAUGCUUACGAUCAGGUUGACCCCACACCGACCUCCACACAGACUUACGAGGAGAUUGAAGAUGAUGGUCUGGAAGACCCCAACCCCACACUGGACCUGCUGGAGGUCAACAGGCUCUUCAUGGACCGCAGUGAAGAGCUGUACGACGCCAUGAUGGACUGCCACUGGCAGCCCCUGGAAUCCAGCUCGGGAAGCCCCGACAGCAGCAGAUUCAGCCCAGAGGACAUGGAAUACCCACUCAGUCAUGUGACUCUAUCUUUUAGCUGGGAUGCAUACUCUCACUAGGUUACUUUUUUUUUCUUUUGAGCGAAUUUUGCCCAUGUGCCUUUUGGGGAUUAAAAAGGGGCCUGUUAAAGCCUCCCUUUGGCUGACUGUCCAAAGAAAAUAAUGAAGGAAGAACUUCUUUUUUUUUGAAGAAGAAGAAGAAGAACAGGGAAACUGUCCCUGCAAUUUUGUUGAAGAUGUGUCCUUUGCUGCUGCCACUAUUGCACACUCAUUUUCUGGACUUGGUUGAGAGGCUGAACUAAUAGGACACUGCCACAGAAGCCUCCUCUCUGUUUUGUUGGGUAUUAUUUUGGGUUUUGAUUUUGAUUGUAUAUGUUUAAUCCCCAGCUUGAUUGUCAAUGUGUUGUGCUCUCACGUGCUGUCGCAUCCACAGCUAUGGAGGGAGCUGGGCAGCUACAGUAUGUCCAAUCCUCUGCUGCACUCACUCACAAGCCCCAGGGUGUUUUUCCACACUACAUGUGAUGUAUUGCAUUACAGGAGAACUAGCACUAGAUCGGUUACCAUUUCAUGACCACUGCUAACCUUUAGGAUUCUGGUGGGUAUCUGCAGUCUACUUAUGUAGUAGUGACCGUAUGGAGCCUGGUUUGUGUAAGUCUGCUUUACACUGGUGGGACAAAUCCACUUGGGACCUGCCACUGUGGUCCCCUAGUCAUGGUUGAGAGUGACAACCCAAGCUCAAGCUAGUGAUGUCUGGACUGUAGGGAUCAGUCUGCAUUUGUGUUGAGUUUCUUUACUGACUGAGCCACUAUGGUUGGGGUGUUAAACUCUAGUCCCGGAGGCUGCUGGUUUUUUUUCCCUGUUUCGGCACGAAUGAUUAAUUUAUUUAUUGGCUAAAUCCACACACCUUGUUCUCAAGGCCUUAACUCUGGCUGCUGAUUGAAGGGAAAUCUAAAAACCCUGCAGACACUACGGCCCUCCAGGACUGGGGUUUGACACCCUUUACACUAGGGGGUCUAGUUUGAAAUGAUGCUUCUGCGUGUCUGUGGUGUUUCUGUAGCUGACAGACACUGAUGGGGAGAAACCAUCACGGAGAGAUGAGGACCAUACGGACUGUACCCCCCUUUGUGCCUGUGUUUCCUGUUGUUCGUAGUCAACAGUUAAGUCAGUGGUUUUGGGUGGCAGAGAAAACGCUGGUUUCUGCUUGGGAUGAUGAUGCUGCUUUGAUGGACGGUUUUUUAUUUUUAUUUAUUUAUUUUUUAUUUUUAUUUUAUUUUUUUAAGUAAAAUUACCUCCUAAAGACUUGUGUGAGAAAUGAAAAUGAAGUUUUCAAACCAAAGAAUAGCCUGUAUUCCAAAAAAAAUGUACUGAGUAUUCUUCAUAUAUAUAUAUAUAUAUAUAUAUACACACACACCGAUCAGCCACAACAUUAAAACCACCUGCAUUUUUCUGAUUUAAUAUUUUAUUUUCUCUGUUUGUAAUCCAACAAUGCUCACGUGGUCAAAGCGCAGACUCUUUUAUUAAAGGGUAUUCUUAUACAUUUUUGUUUCACCAUGUAGUAAUUACAGCACUUUUUAUACGUAGUCCCCCAUUGCUUCUGAAAUUCAGGUUAAGGGGCCUGUGCUGUUGAAGGCAACAGCAGUGGGGUCAUGUCUGCAACGAUCUGAGUAUAGUACAACCAGGAAAGCACCUGGAGUACACUUUUAUUUUGUUUUCUCAAAUUAAUAUGCGGUCCGAAUUCACAUAUCCUUUUGGUGAGAUCACAUCUGGGCUACAAAUAGAGUUUUUGUUGACUCGGCUGGUCGGUUUCCUUCCUACCUUCUUCAUGGGUCAUGUGAAUGCAGUAGUAAGAGAUGGCACUCAAUUAGCCUGAAUCCAGCUGAGAGGCACGAGUUCCGCACCACUGUUAGAAAUCCACUGUUCGGAUUUCGUUCUUAACGUCAUGAUCAAUUCGGUUUAAAUCACUAUUUUGAAAGAAGCAUAGCUGCCGAUUCUUUAACAUGACAGGAAAAUAUUGUUCUCAUGUUAGAACUUUUUUAAAUUUAGUUUAUAGCGUGUUUCCAAUAAGUUGAAAAUAUGCAAUGUUUUGAAUGGAACGGAUUUAAAAUUGACUCCAUUAGGGUGAAUAGGCACUGCAUGACAUUGCGCAAAAUAGGCCUUGUGACAAUCUUAUUUUCUGAUGAGGAUGUUUGAGUUAUACUGUUAGGUAGGCCAUUGCUUAUUUUUGUAUAAUAAACACAAGUGUUUCAUUAAAAAACAAGAAAGAAAUAAAAUUUACGUGGUAUUCAAAUUGAA